This is a messenger RNA of Myripristis murdjan (pinecone soldierfish), 2916 nucleotides long. It is a transcript of the gene xkr8.3, whose product is annotated as XK related 8, tandem duplicate 3. Bases 326 to 1594 code for a protein of 422 amino acids. The record is from RefSeq and is a predicted model, not a curated record. Lineage: Eukaryota; Metazoa; Chordata; Actinopteri; Holocentriformes; Holocentridae. Gene Ontology annotation, biological process: engulfment of apoptotic cell; phosphatidylserine exposure on apoptotic cell surface; apoptotic process involved in development. The transcript has 3 exons. Gene Ontology annotation, cellular component: plasma membrane.
CGACGUGCCGCGUGCAGUUUUGAGUUGUGGUGGGAACGGCUAACUAGUAACUUUGUGGUCGCUGCAUCCUUUUCUUCUGCUGCUGCUCUUCUUCGUUUUGGGAGUUAAUUUAAAGAGUUUACUGGAGUUAUUUCUUGUCAAAUCCCCCCGUAUGCAGUGGGUUAAUGUUGUCGCUUGCCCGUGGAAACCGAGGUGAGUGUUGUUUUCAAUGGGUUGAAGAGGCUGAAGCCGCUCGGGCGGAGAUAACGGUCCGUGUAGCCGGUUAGCUCCAUGCUAGCUAACAGCCACAGCUCAGCGUCCAGCUAGCGGAGCCCGUCAGGCGGCCAUGGAGUGCCCGAGUUUCUCCAAGUACUCCUGGCUGGACUUUGUUUUCUCCGUGGUCGGAGUGUGUACAUUCCUGCUGGACUGGGGCUCGGACGUGUGGGUGGCCACCGAGUUUUACUGCCGCGGGGACUUCUUCUGGUUCGGGGUUCUGGUCGGCCUCAUGGUGCUGUCCUCCGUCGUGGUCCAGAUGUUCAGCUGGUUCUGGUUCAAGUACGACCGGGAGCUGGAGGGCUUCAGCGCCCAGAGCCCGGCCGGCCCCGUCCUGUUCGGCGGCCGGGAGCACGUCUCCUGCCUGUUGCAUGUGCUGCAGCUCGGCUUCUUCUGCAGGCACAUUUCUGCUAUAUGGCAAGGCUUCCGGGUCUGGUGGCGAAAAGAACAGGGGUCAGAGUACGCCAUCUACCUGACACAUGACCUCAGCAUGCUGCGGCUCAUUGAGACCUUCUGCGAGAGCGCGCCGCAGCUCACCCUCAUGACCUACAUCAUGCUGCACACCAACAAGGCCAGGACCGUACAAUGUGUGAGUGUGGCUGCAUCGACCACUUCCAUAGCCUGGAUGGUGGUGGACUACCACCGCUCUCUGCGCUCCUUCCUCCCGGACAAGGCCAAGCAGGGCUGGGGUUCCUCCUUGGUCUACUUCCUGUGGAACCUGUUGCUGAUCGCCCCACGUGUGGCCGCCAUCGCCCUCUUCGCCUCGGUUCUGCCCCGGUAUAUCGCCGGCCACUUCUUGAUACUGUGGCCCAUUCUGGUGUUCUGGGCUUGGCGGCAGGAGACGGACUUCAUGGACAGUGCAGGCGGGGAGUGGCUCUACCGGGCUACCGUAGGCCUUAUUUGGUAUUUCAGCUGGUUUAACGUGGCAGAGGGGCGGACCCGAGGCAGGAGCAUCAUCUAUCACUCCUUCAUGAUUACAGAUGGAGGGAUUCUGUUGGCCACUUGGUGGUGCUACAGGGACCCGGUCCUCACGCAACCGUACGCCUCCGCCCUGCUCACUGCUCUGACUCUCUCUUACUUCCUGGGCCUGGCAUUUAAAGCUCUCUACUACUGCUGCUUCCACCCUAAGCUGUGGAGGCCCCCGGUGAGAGACCCAGGAGCGGCUGACGAAGUGCCUGACGGAAAAGUGCUCUUCAAAGACUUAUCCGUCCAGGACAGCACCGUGUCCACGCAGCUCCUCAACAAGAGGAUGGCCCGCCAUGCCACUCGCUUCUACUCUGAGCAGGAAGUCGUUAGAAUUGUCAAAAAGACAAACGGAGAGGAGGCCACCACCGUUGUCUGAUUUGUUUGGGUCAAAGCCAACCAUGCACUACAGUUCAAAUGUUACUUCCCAGCCUGCUGUCCACCUCAAAGCUGUCUUCCCUUUAUGCUGCUUUUUAUAAGAGGCAAAAUACUCUGAAUGAAGCUGUGGUUGUUUUGAUAAGCUUAUUCAAAAAAUAGUACAGGGAUGCAUGUUCUGCAAAACAAAAGGUAUUUUAUUAUUUUUAUACUUAUACUCUACUUUUUUGUAUAUCCAGUAAAAUGUUUCUGUUUUACUGUACUAAUGGCCCUACAGCAUUUUGUCGAUGUUGAGGAAAAACCUUGUAUUUCCAAAAUGUCAGCUUUUCAGGGAUUAAGAAAACUGUGAAAAGCAUGAUGAAAAUGCAUUUCAUACAUUAUUCAGUCAGGGUUUCACAAGCUCAAGAGGCUGGAGAAUUUCUUCAAAACAUGACCAUCCAAAUUGAACUUAAAGGGCUUCUACAUAAAAAAAAAGCAGGGAAAAGGAGGCACCAGUAAAUGUAGGGGAAAAACACAAGGGUUUAUAUAGGAACUGCAUAUUUUAUUUGGUUGCUUAACAGACUGCAUCUCUCUAAUUAAGGCUUAGGGAUAUAACGUGGAUACACAAAAACAAGCAACAAUAUGUUUAACUGAAUGGUUUCUUCAGGUGAGCGGCUUCUUUGCCUUCACUGGUCUGUUCAGUAUCCAUUGUUUUUUUUCCCCCCUUUGAAUUCAUUGGUGGCUUCCUUUUCCUGUUUCCUGCCGCUGAGUGCCAUUGCAAUAUUUUCAGAUGCUGUAAUCUGUCUGUGUCAGUGAGGUUUCUACAGGACAUUAUUGUAAUUUUUAAUGUAGUUAUGUGUUUUUAGACACUGUUACACCUGUAACUGCUGGAAGUUUUAUAUGAAUGAAUGUACAAUAGACCAUCCCUUUUUAUCCGUGUCCUAUUACUGUGCCAUGCCACUAUGUUAGAUCAGUGUGACAGGAUACUCCAAUUUCUUCACAUAAUAACCUCUCUAACAGUGACUGGACCGUGGUGAGGCUUUUUUCCUUGUGUUAAAAAUGAAACAGUAGAAGAAAAAUGUUACUGUUGAUUACUGCCGUAGUUUUUAUGGGUUGUUUAGAUGUUACACAUGCCAAAAUGAAGUAUUUACUUUGGUAUCAGUUGAGAGUUGGUGAUAAAUUCUUACUGCUAAGUGUGUAGAGUAAAAUGGUAUUAGACUGGGUCAAUUAGUAUUAUUCUAGAAAAAAACUGGAAUCUUUUUUGGUGUCUUGGUAUUUGUUCAGGUUUGCAUUCUGUUUUAAAUCAGGGCUUCAUGUUUUUGUGUAAGACCUCUUUUUCCAAAAAAA